Molecule: messenger RNA, 1371 nt
Organism: Paramecium tetraurelia
Lineage: Eukaryota; Ciliophora; Oligohymenophorea; Peniculida; Parameciidae
Exons: 4
Biological process (GO): protein phosphorylation
Molecular function (GO): ATP binding; protein kinase activity
Source: RefSeq, a predicted model, not a curated record
AUGUUACAGCAAUUUUAAGAGUUGGAAAAGCUGGGUUCAGGUUCAUUCAGCGAAGUUUGGAAGGUAAUGAGGAGAGCUGACCAUUAAAUUUAUGCAAUGAAGAAAAUAAAGAUGGGAACCCUUAAUGAGAAAGAAAAAUAGAACGCCCUUAAUGAAAUUCGGUUACUAGCUUCCCUGAAUUAAGAAUUCAUUAUAGGGUAUAAGGAGGCACUUUACAACGAAGACACAUAAACUUUGGGAAUUAUUAUGGAAUAUGCAGAGGGAGGAGAUGUUGCAAAAUAAAUCACAAAUAAAUAGAACAAAACACAAAAGUUCCAAGAAUAUGAAAUUUGGUAAGCCCUGAUUUAGAUAACACAGGGUUUGAAAGAAUUACAUGAAAAAUUGAUAUUUCACAGAGAUGUCAAAUCAGCUAACAUUUUUAUCUCAAAUGGGGUUUAUAAAUUAGGAGAUUUAAACGUUUCAAAAAUUGCCUAAAGAGGUCUAUUAUACACUUAAACAGGCACUCCAUACUAUGCGUCGCCAGAAAUUUGGAGAGAUGAACCAUAUGACAAUAAAUCGGAUAUCUGGUCAUUAGGGUGUGUUUUAUAUGAAAUGUGCAAUUUGCAUCCUCCAUUUCAAGCUUUGGAUAUGGAAGGCCUAUAUAAAAAGAUUUAGAAAGGAAUCUGCCCUGCCAUAAACGGGUAUAGUAAUUAAUUAGUUUCACUGAUUGGUUAGAUGUUGAGGCUUAAUGCAUCAGCUAGACCUAGUUGUGAUUAAAUUUUAAAUAGUAAUUUAAUGCAUUCUGAUUUUAGUAGAUUGUACAUCAAAACACCCUCUAUAGCUAUUAAUAAAAGAAUGAUGAAAACAAUUUAACUUCCCAAAAAUCUUAGUACACUCAACGAUAUUCUACCAACAAAAAAGUACUACAAUGAAAAUAAAGAAAAUGAUAAUGAAUCAGUUAGAUAUAGUAUUUAAUCUUCUAAGCUAAUGCCAAUAAAUAGAAAAUCUGUAAAUAAUUCGUGUAUUGAAUAUGAAAAAAGAUUCUACAGAAUUUCUUCUGUUCAUGAGGAAAUAUUGCCAACCCUACCUUCUGAAUACAAAUAACCAAAAGUGUUAUCGAGACGUAGGCCAAGUAGUUAAUAUAAAGAAGAGGAAAUAAAUUUAGAAAGAAGAGCAGAAGCCAUUGUCUCAAGAAAAUAGUUACAAAAAUAAUUAUCGGAAUAACAUCCUUUGCCCAAACCUAUUUUAAAGAAAUAAAUGAGCAAUCUUCCUCAUUUAUACCGGAAUGUAAACGAUUCUGAAAGAUAAGAAAAUAAUAAAUCAAAAUAUCAUCAAUCUCCAAAUAAUUACGCCCGUAGGAAUAUUAGAAAAUAAAUUACUUCAUAAUAAUGA